AUGAGAAUUUUCCCGUUCCGUGGUGGUGGCCCCGUCAUCUGGGAUGUCACAUGCUGUGACACCUCAAGCGGCAACCUGGUGUGUGCAGCAGCCGACUCAGGGAUUCGCUCUGCUCGUCAGACCGAGAAGGGUAAACUGUCAAAGUAUCGGCCGCUUUCUGAUAGAUUUGUGAUCGAGCCUGUGACAGUGGAGACCUCCGGCGUUGUAGGCCCUCAGGCCACAUCCCUGCUCGCUACUAUCGAGGCUGAGAUGGCUAUCCGCAAGUACGAGCCUCAAGCCGUGCCACUUCCAUCAAACAUUCUGGAAUGGCAUUACACAGUGGUAGGACCAGAAAAUUCUCCAUAUGAAGGUGGAAUGUAUCAUGGGAAGUUAAUUUUCCCACGAGAAUACCCAUUUAAACCACCCAGUAUAUACAUGCUGACUCCAAGUGGCCGUUUCAAGUGCAAUACUCGAUUAUGUCUAUCAAUCAGUGAUUUUCAUCCCGACACCUGGAACCCAGCCUGGUCAGUCUCCACUAUCCUCACAGGGCUUCUCAGUUUCAUGUUGGAGAAAAGUCCAACUCUGGGCAGCCUAGAAACUUCAGAUUAUACAUGUUUAAAGUCCAUUUAUCCUCUUCUGCAGAAUAUCCGCCGUGAACAGAAGCUUCAACAACAAAACGCAUUAACUGCAGAACAGUCCGAUGGUAACACAGCUAAUGGUAACACAACAAACAGUCCUGUACAGCUGAGACCGAACUGUAGCAGUGGCUUCAGCAAUGCCGUCAUUAAUCUGUUGGUUGUUGUCGUCUUUGCAGCCUUUGCCUACAUUGUGAAAUAUGUUCUUACUAGCGGACUGGAGUAAGCGUCAGUGGAAAAAAAAAAAGCAACUUGCCUAUGGACAUGUGUAUUUCUUUACUCCCUCUGGCCCCACCCCCUCUCGCUCUCUCUCUCUCCUUCAAAAACUCUCUCUUUCUUUCUUUCCAUCUCUAACUCUUCCAGUUUCCUGAUACCCUGUCUGAUUUUUCUACACUCAUUCAUAGUGUUCUAUGCUCUCUCUCUCUCUCUCUCUCUCUCUCUCUCAUGUAUUAUCCUACAGACACACACACACACACACGCAUAUAUAAUGAUACAAAAUGUAGAUAUAUGAAUGUGUGUUUAUGUGGAUGGCAGUGGGGGUUGUCUAGUAGAUGUAUAUAUGAGACAUAUACAUGUUAUAUAUAUGCAUAUAUGUGUGUAUGUGGGUAUAUAUAUGCAUAUAUGUGUGUAUGUGGGUAUAUAUAUAUAAUGUAAAUGUAUGUAUAUAUGUUUAUGUAUGUGUAUAGAUAUGUAAAUGUAUGUAUAUAUGUUUAUGCUUGUGUAUAUAUAUAUAUAUAUAUAUAUAUAUGUAUGUAUAUAUAGCUGUUACUAUAUAUGUGUGUAUAUAUAUAUGUAUAUAUAUGUGUGUACAUAUAUAUAUAUGUGUAUAUAUAUGUAUAUAUGUGUGUGUGUGUGUGUGUAUAUAUGUGUAAAUAUAU
Molecule: messenger RNA, 1492 nt
Organism: Octopus bimaculoides (California two-spot octopus)
Lineage: Eukaryota; Metazoa; Mollusca; Cephalopoda; Octopoda; Octopodidae
Product: ubiquitin-conjugating enzyme E2 J2
Source: RefSeq, a predicted model, not a curated record